Messenger RNA from Macadamia integrifolia, 2029 nucleotides. RefSeq names its product LRR receptor-like serine/threonine-protein kinase FEI 1. The coding region runs from base 602 to 1831 and encodes 409 amino acids. Gene Ontology annotation, molecular function: protein kinase activity; ATP binding. Gene Ontology annotation, biological process: protein phosphorylation. Lineage: Eukaryota; Viridiplantae; Streptophyta; Magnoliopsida; Proteales; Proteaceae. The record is from RefSeq and is a predicted model, not a curated record. The transcript is spliced from 6 exons.
UUUCUAUAUGAUAUGUAUGUAACAAGAUCUGAAAAACGUUUGGGAGAGGAGGACAACUUAUACAAAAUAAAAUAUUCUUAUAAUUUUCUAUAUGAUAUGUACAUAAAUCACAGAGGUAUUUGAAAACCUAGGAAGGUGGGGGAACCAUCUAAAUGUACCCUUUGGACAAAUAGAGGAAAUGCAUGCAAUUUGUCUCGUGAGUAGAGAAAUGGAUUACAAAUAUCAUCCACCCAUAAGUCUUUGUAGGUGAGAUCAAUGGUGAUCCUGGUGACUGUCUAACCAGGAAUGCUGGGAAUUUGAAGUGUCAAACAUGUUCACAUUAGGGAUUAAUUAUAUAUUACCAUGUCAGUGAUUUGGUGUCCCAUCAUUCUCUUUUCAAUGUUUUCUCUCUAACAACCAGCUACAUUUUGUUCUGUGUGCUCUCCUAUUGAGCUUGUUCUGAGAAUGUGUUUGCACAGGUUUACUGGCAAUUUAGAUUUGUGCGGUCAGAAAAUACAAAAGCCAUGUCAUUUGGUGUCCCAUCAUUCUCUUUUCAAUGUUUUCUCUCUAACAACCAGCUACAUUUUGUUCUGUGUGCUCUCCUAUUGAGCUUGUUCUGAGAAUGUGUUUGCACAGGUUUACUGGCAAUUUAGAUUUGUGCGGCCAGCAAAUACAAAAGCCAUGUCAGAGUUCCUUGGGAUUCCCAGCUGUGCUACCACAUGAAGAAGUUACUGCAGACCUUACUAAACGAUCUUCUCAUUACAUGAGUGGAGUUCUGAUUGGUGCAAUGUCCACAAUGGGUCUUGUGCUUAUUGUGCUUCUCGUUUUCCUCUGGAUUUGUUUACUAUCAAAGAAGGAAAGAGCUGCCAAGAAAUAUAAAGAAGUCAAGAAGCAAGUUGAUCAAGAUUCAAGUGCCAAGCUUGUCACAUUCCAUGGCAAUCUUCCUUAUGCCUCAUAUGAAAUCAUAGAAAAGAUCGAGACACUUGGUGAAGAGGAUGUGGUAGGAUCAGGGGGAUUUGGAACCGUAUACAAGAUGGUUAUGAACAAUUGUAGUGCAUUUGCUGUUAAAAGAAUUGAUCGUAGUCGUGAAGGAUGUGAUCAAGUUUUUGAGAGGGAACUCGAGAUUUUGGGUACCAUCAAGCAUAUAAAUCUUGUAAACCUGCGAGGUUACUGCAGGCUUCCCACUGCCAAACUUCUCAUAUAUGAUUAUUUGGCCUUGGGCAGCUUAGAUCACCUCCUCCAUGAGCAUGGUGGACAGCCCCUGAACUGGAAUAUUCGCUUACGAAUAGCCCUUGGUUCAGCUAGGGGAUUGGCAUACUUACACCAUGACUGCUGCCCACCAAUCGUGCACCGUGACAUAAAAUCCAGCAAUAUUCUACUUGAUCAAAAUCUCGAACCUCAUGUUUCUGACUUUGGUCUUGCCAAGCUCUUGGUAGAUGAGGAUGCCCAUGUGACUACUGUGGUUGCUGGCACUUUUGGUUAUUUGGCACCAGAAUAUCUGAAUAGUGGACAAGUCACUGAGAAGUCAGAUGUGUACAGCUUUGGAGUUCUCUUGUUAGAGCUUGUCACUGGGAAGAGGCCUACUGAUCAAUCUUUUGUUAAGAAGGGCUUGAAUGUCGUUGGUUGGAUGAAUACAAUGAUCAGAGAAAAACGAUUGGCCGACAUAGUGGAUAGAAGGUGCAUUGAUGCAGACGUAGAGACUGUUCAAGUGGUCCUUGAUAUUGCCACAAAGUGCACUGAUGCAAAUCCAGAUGAUCGCCCUUCAAUGAAACAUGUCUUGCAGAUGCUAGAGGAAGAGAUCAUGUCACCUUGCCCUAGUGAGUUCUAUGAGUCACAAUCAGACUGCUAUUAGUGGGAAUAUGAUUUCUGUUUUUGGAAUGAGGCUAUCUCAUCCAUUUUUGAGGGUUGUGCCUCUUUCUCUGAGGCUUUGUAUAGUUAUUGCAUUAUAGGGACUGUCUAUAUGACACCUCUAUUAUUGUAUUCAUAAUUUGAUAAUUUCUUUUAAUUGCCCUUUGUCAUCGGUGAAUAAAAAAAAGGAUUUCAUAAUUAA